Molecule: messenger RNA, 1497 nt
Organism: Trichechus manatus latirostris (Florida manatee)
Lineage: Eukaryota; Metazoa; Chordata; Mammalia; Sirenia; Trichechidae
Gene: PAIP2
Product: poly(A) binding protein interacting protein 2
Exons: 4
Coding region: 169-543 (124 amino acids)
Biological process (GO): negative regulation of translational initiation
Cellular component (GO): cytoplasm
Molecular function (GO): mRNA regulatory element binding translation repressor activity
Source: RefSeq, a predicted model, not a curated record
CUUCCGGGCUGCGGUGUUUGUUUGGACUGGAGAAGGGAGGUGGCGGGCGAAGCGCACGUCGAGCGGGGGAGCGGCGCUGCCUGUGGAGAUCCGUGGAGGCCGACAGGAUUCGUUGGCUGCCGUCCCCGCUGCCGUGCACUGGGUUAAAAACGACAACUAACGUCAACCAUGAAAGAUCCAAGUCGCAGCAGUACUAGCCCAAGCAUCAUCAAUGACGAUGUGAUAAUAAACGGUCAUUCUCACGAAGAUGACAAUCCAUUUGCAGAGUACAUGUGGAUGGAAAAUGAAGAGGAAUUCAACAGACAAAUAGAAGAGGAGUUAUGGGAAGAAGAAUUUAUUGAACGUUGUUUCCAAGAAAUGCUGGAAGAGGAGGAAGAACACGAGUGGUUUAUUCCAGCUCGAGAUCUCCCACAAACUAUGGACCAAAUCCAGGACCAAUUUAAUGACCUUGUUAUCAGUGAUGGCUCUUCUCUGGAAGAUCUUGUGGUCAAGAGCAAUCUGAAUCCAAAUGCAAAGGAGUUUGUUCCUGGGGUGAAGUACUAAAAUAUUUGAGUAGAUGGGGCCCUCUUUUGGUGGAUGUAGCACAAUUUCCACACUGUGAAGGCAGUAUUAGAAAACUUAAUUGUAAAAGCUCUCUCUUGUCACUGUGUUACACUUACGCAUUGCCAAAGUUUUGUUAGUCUUGCAUGCUUAAUAAAAGUGCUGAGACUGUUAUUAAGUAAAAAGCUGUCACAUUUACUGAAAAUAGAAUUGUCCCCAUGGCUUGAUGUGAAGACAGCAAGGAAAGAAGCACCAGUCAAGACGUGACAAAGUACCAAAUUAAAUGACCUCUAAAUUUUACCUAAUUGUCUAUUUUGAGGCUAAACUGGUCCCUUAAGGUUAACUAACACUUGUUAAAGUUUAAACUUUUAAAAAAUGGGUAAAUCAGAAUUAAGUUAAAAUGCUAAGGAAAUUUCUCAAUUCAGUCUUCAGUUUGCAUUUGUCCCCAUCAACAAAAAUCUCCUUUUUCUAUGAAGACCUGUUAGUUAAUUUGAAGUAAUUUAUUAAAGACAUGUUUUUGGUUACUGAGGUUACAAGGUAGUGAUGAGAACUAUUCCUGACUUUUAUGGUAUGUUAUCAUGUCAGAAAUGUUUAAUUCUCCUAAAGUACAUCUGAGGAGGUAUGUGAAUUGAGAAUUGCAUCUUCUAAGGAGUCCACUGCAUCAGCGCUAUGCCUGUGUGAAGUCUAACAUCUGGCCAACCCAUAAUCCAAUUGAACAAAGAAAUUGUAACAUUAUGAUCUGAGUGGUGCUUUUCCUUGCUUUGUUAACCAUCACAAUAGUCUGCAGCACAACUUUUCUUUUAACAAAGCUAGAACAGUUUUGGCUUCUUAAACUUCAUAUUUGGGUAGGUUAAGCUGCCAUACGUGUUCAGUGUGAAUAGUGUUUAAGUUGAAAAUAUUGUAAGAAAAUUAUAUUUUUUCAAAAAUAUUUAAAAAAAUAAAUAAUAGUAGAACUGA